AUGGGGCUCGGAGUGUGGACGGUGGAGACUGCGCCCACGGGCCGCGCCGGCACCACGGGCUGUUGUUCUGGCCGCUGCUCGCUCAUCUUCCUCUGCACUUUCCAGCUGGUCACCACCCUGGCGCGGCAGGUGUUCGACUUCCUGGGCUACCAGUGGGCGCCCGUCCUGGCCACCUUUGUCCACAUCAUCAUGGUCCUCCUGGGGCUCUUUGGCGCCAUCCAGUACCGGCUUCGCUACCUCACAGUGUACGCUGCGUGGGUGGCCGUCUGGGUCACCUGGAAUAUUUUCAUCACCUGCUUCUACCUGGAGGUGGGGGGCCUCUCCAAGGACAGUGAGCUCCUGACCUUCAACCUCUCCAGGCUUGGGGCCCCCUGGCGGCCAGGCCCUGGAGCACGGCUACAUGGAGGCCCUGCAUGGCGCCCAGUGCCCUGGAGGCAGUGGGGGCCGGGCGGGGACCACUUCCUGGCCCCUGGGCCCGGGGGCCUGGAGAGGGAGCUAGAGGCCCAGCUCCCCCUGCUGGCCGCCCUCCUCUCCGGUGGUGCUGCAGGUGGUCACAUUGAAACACACCGGGACGGGAGCCAGCCCCAUGGCUUGGACCUGAGCGGAGGAAGAAGAGCAGGGAAGCGGGACGCGUUUUCAGCACCACGGCCAGCUGCCGACCCUGCUCCUUCCCCGCGGGAGGCCGCCCCCAGGCACACGCAGGCACACGCAGUGGGCUCCAUCUACGCCUGCUACGUGGUCAGUGUUCUCACUGAGGAGGAAGACAGCUUCGAUUUCAUCGGUGGACUCCACCCGUGUCCUCUCCACCGUGUUGCCGAAAAGCCCUCCAGCCUCUCGUUCGAGCAAGCGCACUGGCACGUGUGA
This is a messenger RNA of Artibeus jamaicensis (Jamaican fruit-eating bat), 864 nucleotides long. RefSeq names its product sodium/potassium transporting ATPase interacting 4 (gene NKAIN4). NCBI's taxonomy places the organism in Eukaryota, Metazoa, Chordata, Mammalia, Chiroptera, Phyllostomidae. Gene Ontology annotation, biological process: regulation of sodium ion transport. The record is from RefSeq and is a predicted model, not a curated record. The coding region runs from base 1 to 864 and encodes 287 amino acids. The transcript is spliced from 8 exons.